AUACUUUGUGAACAACGAUAGUGCUUUAGUUGCAUUUAGGUGAGAUAAUAAUUCUGGAAUAUCAAUGAAACAUUAAGAGUGCUCUACCGGGUCACCCUAUGGAUAACAUAGAAUUGUGAAACCCCGUUUCGGUUGUCGUUUCCGGAAAUGAUUCAUGCUAGCGACGGAGACUUUAGUCGCCGAGCCAUCUUUCCUCAACAGCUGCAUCGUGUGUAGGCAUAACCAAGUAAAGGAAGCAACGGAAACAACUCUCAGUUUUCAAGGAACAAGGCACCAUCGAGCUGGGUUGUUUUCAGCGGUUUGUGUACUUCUCAGUCUCGGCCAUCGAUGACCAGUUAAGAGUCGUGACCAAACGAUCGCGAAUUACUCGAUGUGGUUAACUAGUAUAUACGAAUUAUAAAGACUUUUUGGAGGCUGGAUUAACAUAAAACUAUUGGAUAAGCAUGUCAGCAGUAGAAACCUCGAUGAAUGCAGCAAAAAGAGAAGCCUUUUUUCGUGGGGGGAGUGGAGAUGGACCAACCACAAAGUUUGACCCUUCUGCUCGUCUUGGAUAUGACAGGGAAAGGGUGAAGGAAAAGGAAUAUAUGAGAGAUACUGAUUUUGAUAAAGAGAAGGAACGAGAGAAAAAGUAUGGUGACACACACAAAGAAUUGGAAGGAUAUGUGGGCUUUGCCAAUCUCCCAAAUCAGGUGUACAGGAAGUCUGUGAAGAGAGGCUUUGAAUUCACACUGAUGGUGGUUGGUGAAUCUGGGUUAGGAAAGUCAACUCUCAUCAAUUCUCUCUUCCUAACGGACUUGUACAGUGGAGACUACCCAGGUCCUUCACAUCGCAUCAAGAAGACAGUCAGUGUUGACACAACUACAGUGCUUCUCAAGGAAAAUGGGGUUCAACUGAAACUGACCACAGUUGAUACGCCAGGAUUUGGGGAUGCUGUUGACAAUAGCAAUUGCUGGCAGCCAGUCAUAGACUACAUUGAUACCAAGUACGAAGAGUACCUCAAUGCUGAAUCACGUGUGAACCGGACGUUAAGUUCUGACACUCGAGUCCAUUGUUGUCUCUACUACAUUGCACCUACGGGUCAUGGGUUGAAGCCUCUAGACGUGGAGUUCAUGAAACGGCUCCAUGAUAAAGUAAACAUCAUACCCCUGAUAGCGAAGGCAGACACCCUGACACCUGAUGAAUGCAGAGAAUUUAAAAAAACUAUUUUGAAUGAAAUUGCCCAACACAAGAUCAAAAUAUAUGAGUUCCCAGAGUGUGAUGAUGAUGAAGAGAACAAACUCCAGAAAAAACUCAGGGAUCGAGUACCAUUUGCAGUGGUUGGCAGUAACCGUGUUAUUGAGGCUGGAGGCAAGAGGGUCCGAGGUCGGCAGUAUCCCUGGGGACUUGUUGAAGUUGAAAAUCUGGAACACAAUGACUUCAUAGCAUUGAGAAAUAUGCUCAUAAGGACUCACAUGCAGGACUUAAAGGAUGUUACCAACAAUGUCCACUAUGAGAACUACCGCUACAGCAAGUUAGCUCCGGUUGGAGGAGAUGGGAAGGUUAAGCCAGGCUCACUCACAAAAGACCCACUGACCCAGAUGGCUGAAGAGAAACGUGAGCAUGACCUCAAGAUGAAGAAAAUGGAGGCAGAGAUGGAACAAGUUUUCGAGAUGAAAGUGAAAGAGAAAAAACCAAAACUGAAGGACAGUGAAGCAGAUCUUCAGAAGCGUGCAGAGCAGAUGAAGAAGAGUUUAGAGCAGCAGCAGAAAGAGUUGGAUGACAAGUACAAGGUGUUUGAAAAGGAAAGGCAAACAUGGGAAGAGCAGUAUGGAGAAAGGAGGAGAUCACUGGAGAAUGCUAAAGAGUGAGUCAAGAAAUGAGUCA
Haliotis rubra (blacklip abalone) is the source of this 1863-nucleotide messenger RNA. Its product is annotated as septin-7-like. Gene Ontology annotation, biological process: cilium assembly; cytoskeleton-dependent cytokinesis. The transcript is spliced from 13 exons. Lineage: Eukaryota; Metazoa; Mollusca; Gastropoda; Lepetellida; Haliotidae. Gene Ontology annotation, molecular function: GTP binding; molecular adaptor activity; GTPase activity. The coding region runs from base 444 to 1847 and encodes 467 amino acids. The record is from RefSeq and is a predicted model, not a curated record. Gene Ontology annotation, cellular component: cell division site; septin ring; microtubule cytoskeleton.